Molecule: messenger RNA, 723 nt
Organism: Trichoderma atroviride IMI 206040
Lineage: Eukaryota; Fungi; Ascomycota; Sordariomycetes; Hypocreales; Hypocreaceae
Biological process (GO): proteasome-mediated ubiquitin-dependent protein catabolic process; protein polyubiquitination; positive regulation of proteolysis
Cellular component (GO): cytoplasm
Molecular function (GO): protein-folding chaperone binding; ubiquitin protein ligase activity
Source: RefSeq, a predicted model, not a curated record
AUCAUCGUCGACCCCAAAAACCCAGCGCUCUACACCAACCGCGCCAUGGCCCGCCUCAAGCUCGGCGACUGGGAAUCCGUCAUCACCGACUGCCAGACCUGCCUCGGCCUCGCCCCCCAGAACAUGAAGGCCCACUACUAUCUCGCCCAAGCACAGCUCUCCAUCGGCGACUUUGAUAGCGCCCUCAACAACGCCCUGGCCGCGCACAAGAUUUGUGCAACCAUGAAUGACAAGUCGCUCGGCGCAAUCACAAACAUUGUCCUGCGCUGCAAAAAGGAUCGCUGGGAGGACAGGGAGAAGAAGAGGCUGCGGCAGGAGCGGGAGCUGGAGGAGGAGAUGCUGGCGAUGCUGGUCAGGGACCGCAACGACAUGCUCAAGGCGGAGAGCGAUGAAACUGAGCGGAGCAUCAUUGCGGAUGAGGCAGAUGAAAAGAUGAAGACUCUCAGCAAGGUCUUUGAGAAUGCCAGACAACAGAGCCUGAAGCGACGUGAAGUCCCUGACUGGGCGAUUGACGACAUCAGCUUCGCCAUCAUGGUUGAUCCCGUCGUGACAAAAACUGGCAAAUCUUACGAGCGCGCCACCAUCAUGGAGCAUCUCCGCCGCCAUCCUUCCGAUCCUCUCACCCGCGAACCGCUCAGCGACGCCGAGCUUCGGCCCAAUCUCUCGUUGCGCCAGGCCUGCGCUGACUUUUUGGAAGAAAACGGCUGGGCUGUGGACUGGUAG